This is a messenger RNA of Linum trigynum, 6165 nucleotides long. The record is from the annotation of a GenBank genome assembly. NCBI's taxonomy places the organism in Eukaryota, Viridiplantae, Streptophyta, Magnoliopsida, Malpighiales, Linaceae.
AACCGAAGCAAAUAGAUUGUUAGCCCUAAUGAAUGCAAUCAAUAUAGGCUUGGAAAUUCCUGCUUGUCGUGAUUUGGAUCUGUCCAUUUUGUUCUGAUAAGGUAUCGUUUAUUCAACCAUCCAGAGGGAACAGAGGGUGGGUGACCCUUUUCCACUGUCUUCACUUCCUGACAGUCACAAAAACCCAUUCGUGUUCCUCAUAACCAAACUGGAGGGAAUUGUUAAUUGUGAAUUAGGAAUUAAAUAAGCCAAUGAUUAAUCACCAUUAUCGAUCUGGAUAUCAAGAUAACGAAAUUUAAAGGAAGAAAGAAACGGAAGAUAACGAGAUUUAAAGGAAGAAAGAAACGGACUGGCAAAGGUUGCUGUUGGCCAGAGAAAGCCACACCACCGGCAGUUUUGUAGACAAUAACUAAGCUGGAACGGUGGAACCUCAACUAUUGAGUUGUUGUAGUUGUCAAUUAAGACUCAAUUUCUUUAAUCGUGAUAUAUUUAAUAGGAUAAUUCUUUACUUUUUUAUAUAAAAAUGAAAAUUAUUUAUAUGAUAUGUAUAUAUCUAGCCAAAAAUUUCAUGUAUAAUUGUUGAAAAUUCUAGUCCGGGUGAAAAAGAAAAACUCUUGAGAGAAGCAAAGAGAGUACAAACUGGAACUUGCUUAAAAUUUCAUGCCUUCAAAUCCCAUAAACGAAAAUGGUGACCUUCUAAUAAGUAGAGUUUUUUAAGUUUAAGCUUUAUGAUUUCAAGUUUUCAGUUACGAAUUACAUUUACUCGAAAUACAUGUUUGAUGAUCUAUUUUUCCUAGAAAUUUGAAUUAGGAGAAUUGAGAAUGUAUGAGGCCUAUGAAUAUAUGUUAAGGUAACCCGCCGCCUAAUAAAGGUGAGCACAGAACUUUGAGAUACCUCACCGCCUAAUGAAGGUGAUAGCAUGUUAUGUGAUAUGUAUUUUUGAGGUACUUCACAACCUAAUGAUGGUGAAGUUGAUAUGUGUGUGAGGUGUAUGUGUUGAGUGAGUGUUAGUAAGGAAAGGAAACUCCCGGGUGGUUGGAUCACUGCUGGACGACAAUAUGAUACACAGUAGUUGAUCAUGCAUGAUACCGGACGGCAAAUUGAAACUCGGGUCAUUACCUAUGAUAUGGCACCGGACGACGAAUCGAAAAGUGAGCCAUUUCCUAGGAGGUUAUGACACCGGAUGGCGAUACGAACGCGGUGGUCAUAGGAUAAGGAGUGUCUAGUUUUGAGGUUAAGGGUGGAGAGUAAUGUCAACUCCCACAAAUUCAUUUAAAGGAUAAUGUUAAAGGAAGGGAGUAAGAACAACUCAUGUAAAGUAAAGGUAAAUGUUUUAGUUUAUUAUAAUAUUUUGAGUUUUGAAGGUGGCGAGUAGUAACAACUCCCACGUGUUUAAGUGUUAGUGUUAAAGGGUGGUAGUAUAAACAACAUCCACGAGUUUUUAAGGUGAACACUGAAGGGCGAAAUCUUAAGUGCUCUGAGAUUUUAGUAACGGCGCAGACUGGCCCCUUCUCACUCACCAGAUAGAGAAAGGGUUAGAGAGCGAGUAGCUCGAGAGUAGUUAGCGCGAGACGAGCAGCAGCACCAUCAGUGAGGAUGUCUCAAGAGGGAUCACAUUAAGAAAUUGCAAUUGGAUAUUCUUGUUAUGUCAUUUCAUGAUUAUGAGUUUAUACUGCAGCUUCAGAUCUUAGUGUUUUAUGAAUUGGAUUUGCCCAACUAUCUAGGGCUCUUUACAGUUGAAUUACAAGAAAUGGUUCAGUUUCUUUUGUUUUCCUUGUUUUGAUUUUAAGGAAUUUUACUCUGCUUCGGAGCAACAAUUUUAUAUGUUUGGUUAAAAGGGAUCAGGAUGUUACAAAUGGAUUUAGAGCUCAUAUCUAACUCCAUAAGACAUUUUGUCACUACUGCAGCCUAAUAUUUGGAUCAAACUAUCAUAGUUGAAUGCACAAACAUAUCUGGAGUAAUUCCUUCAUAUAAGAUAGUAUGGUAUGGAAAGCAACAAGCAGUUGAGAAACAAUAUGGAAACUGGGUGGAUUCAUACACCAUGCUUCAACAUCUUAUGAUUGCAUUCUUGGAUCGAAAUCUUGGAUUUUGUUAUGAAUGGGAUCGCAUUGAGAAUGAUGCUCAUCCAUAUUAUCGCAUCUUCUCAUGGUUGUUUUAGGCUUUCCAAUCAUGCAUUGAGGGCUUCAAGCAUAGUCUACCUGUCAUAUUUGUUGAUGGUACCUUCCUUACUGGUAGGUACAAAGGGGUUUUGCUGAUGACAUGCACUCAAGAUUGUAACAGAAGAUUACUGCAUUUGGCAAUUGUAAUGGUAGAGAGCGAGAACAGUAGGAGUUGGCAUUGGUUUUUCGAACACCUCCAAGGAUACAUCACUCAACGGGAAGGCCUUUGUAUUAUAUGAUCAACAUCAAUGUAUUCAAAAUGCAAUGGAAAAACAUUAGUGGUGGAUAUGAAGAAAAAUAUUUGGCCAAUUGGUAGGUUUAAUAUAGGUGGUCUAUUUAUUAAAUUGGUAUUAAGUUUACUCCUUAAAUGAUCAUCUAGUAUUCAUUUUCAAUUUGUAGGUGUGCAGAAUCAAAUACACAAGUAUGCGACCCUGGUUGAGAAAUUUGUUGUCAUUGAUGCAAGGUCAAGAUUGCAUAGUAUUGGAUGGUUCACGUAGUAACAGAUAUACUGGAGUGCAUGAAUGUUGUUAGGAAAGAAGUUCAUGGCAUGCCAGUUGAGACACUUGUGUUACGAAAUUUUUGGUGCAUGGUUGAGUACUUCAAUGAUCAUCGUAUGGAUCCUAAGUCUGACUUUGAAAAAAUAGGCAAUUUAUUUACUAAAUAUUGUGUGACGAAUGUAUAAGAAUAUUGCUUUAGGAAAACUGUCGUCAAGUGAGACCAUUUGAUUCCAUGGCUGCAAGGUUUGAAGUCAUUAUUGGCGUGAACAAUGAAGUAAAUAGAGGAGGCAAUUUCCAAGUGGUUCACCUCAAUAUUGAUUAUAGGUCUUGGAGGUGCACGUACAUGAGGAAAGUUUCAAGGGACAAUUAUACCAUGUUCCCACGCAAUUGCAUGCGUCCAGUUUCUACGCAUGGAUGCUAAAGUUUUCAUCAAUGCUAACUAUUCGAUAUCGGCUCUUAGGGAGUGCUAUGAGUCUGGAUUCGAACCACUUGGUGAUAGGCGGCAUUGGCAAGUGUAUCUCGGACCUUACCUUCUUCCAUGGCAAGCAACAAGAGAAAAUGCAAUCCUGACACAUAAAAUAUAAGUUUUAUCACCUCAUUAUGUGUCAUGUUUUGCACCAUUUAUGCGUAUCUUUAGCCAUUUUAAUUUGGAUUUCCUUGGAUUUUGCUAAAUGGUGCAUUUGGUAGUCUCUAUGACUGUUUACACAUGUGAUGCCUUUUUGGGUAGUUUUUUUUUUUUUUUUUGUAUAUUUUUCAUAUCAAAGCAUCAUAGAAGCUCAUCAUGCGGUUUUUAUGUCAGAUGGUGUUAUACAGGGGAGUGUCGUGCGAUUUUGGUGUCAAAUGGGGUUAUAUAGGGAUAAUCAAAUUCAAUGUGGACCAUCAGCAGAUACAAGACCCUCUCCCUCUCGACAAGAACAAGAUGAUUCAUGCCCGGCGAGGGGAGUUCUUGUUCGAUGUGAUGGGGCAUGGCGGAAGGGUUGCGAUGGAGGCAUUGGCUUUGCCGGAUUCUCUGACAGCGGAGUUCACAUGUUUGAUUACGGCAAAUACUAUGAAGAUAUCUCUGAUACUUUCCUUACGAAGCUUUUACUGACACAAUUAAUUGGUGCUUGACUCACGAUUUCUUACUGUGAAUUUAUGUGGGGACAGUCAAAAAAUAGUGCGGCGUAUUCGAGAGGGCUAUGUAGCUCAUGGUACGAGUGGCGCAGUGUUGGAGGAAGAUCGAUUGGUUGUAUCUGCUUUUUAUAUUUUCUCUUGUUUCUUUUACUUUUCAUAGGUACAACAUGCCUAUUCAUUUAGUAGCUAACAUGUCCCUUUCAUCGAUAUUUCGAUUACUUGUCGACCAUCUUAUUUGGUUGGUUGAUGUGUUAUGACUAUCUAUAACCCCUAUCUAUGAAAAAAAAAUCUUUAGUGCUGGCUGAGUGCUGACAUAGGUCUUGGACUUGGGCUCGCUUGAACCUACCCACACCAAGCCUUCCCAUUUAUCCGGAUAAACACAUAUCAUAAAAACCUACCAAUCCGAUGGUGCUAAAUGUCUGGGAACCGCUAGCUGGUGGUCGGCUACCAUGUCCUCCGUCGCACUAUUCCCCAUUACUCCGCCACCGGCGGCAUCUAAUCCCGCGUGCCGGCCAUCCUCCACUGCCAACUCUCCAGGUCCAGAAAAACUUGCUGCACUGAUAGACAAAUCCAAAUCCGCAAACCAGCUCUACCAAAUCCAUGCCUUCCUCUAUCGCCACAACUUAAGCGACCACCAAAUCCUCUCCUUCAAGCUUCAGCGCUCCUACUCUGCCGCCGGCCGUCUCGACCACUCACUUUCGAUUUUCCGGCAAACUCAGACCCCCGACGUCUUCUUCUACAGCUCAAUUAUCCACGCACACGCGCUCCACAACCUCCACAAAGAUGCCCUCCUCUUGUACGUCCAAAUGCUCUCCGAUAACGUCACCCCAAACACUUUCACCUUCUCGUCGAUUCUGAGGUCUUGCCGGCUUCAAGCCGGCAAGGCAUUGCACGGGCAAGCGACGAAACUCGGGCUCGAAUCAGAUACCUACGUGAGUACUUCACUCCUUGACGUUUAUGCCAAAGGGGAAGAUAUGGAGUCUGCGCGCAAGCUGUUUGAUUCUAUGCCCGAGAGAAGCUUAGUGUCGCUGACGGCGAUGAUUACUUGCUACGCCAAGUGCGGGAUGGUUCGAGAGGCGAGGGUGCUUUUCGACGGACUGCAGGAUAAAGAUGUUAUCUGUUGGAACGUGAUGAUCGAUGGGUACGUUCAAUUUGGGUCGCCGAACGAAGGGUUGUCUCUGUUUAAGCAGAUGCUGAGAGCUAAAGUGAAGCCAAAUGAAGCAACCAUGGUCGCGGUUCUCUCCGCUUGUGCUCAAAUCGGGGCUCUGGAGUCAGGGAGAUGGCUCCACUGGUACGCGGAGAAUCACGGGAUUGAUAUCAAUGUCCGCGUCGCGACUUCCUUCAUCGACAUUUACUGCAAAUGCGGUAGCUUGGAGGAAGCCCGUCUGGUUUUCGAGAGAAUCACUCACAAGGACGUCGUGGCUUGGAACUCGAUGAUCGUUGGAUAUGCGAUGCACGGAUUGAGCGACGUCGCACUCCACUUGUUCGACGAAAUGUGUAGACUUGGGUACAACCCGACCGAUAUAACUUUUAUCGGCGUUCUGAAUGCCUGUGGUCACUCUGGCUUGGUUCGUGAAGGGCGGGAAAUCUUCUCUUCCAUGGCGAGGAAGUACGGUAUUGAGCCAAAAGUUGAGCACUAUGGGUGCAUGGUGAACCUCCUCGGUCGAGCCGGGUAUUUAGAAGAAGCUUAUGACCUGGUGAAGAACAUGGAAGUAGAGCAGGACGCAGUGUUAUGGGGAGCUUUAUUAGGCGCAUGUAAAAUUCACGGCAACGUUGCUUUGGGUGAGGAAAUUGCAGGGCUGAUGAUGAGACAGAAUCUCGAGAAUUCCGGCACAUAUGUUUUGCUGUCCAACCUCUACGCCAAGGCAAACAACUGGGAAGGUGUGGCCAAGGUGCGAACCAUGAUGAGAGACGGCGGAGUAGAGAAAGAGCAUGGUUGUAGCUCGAUUGAAGUGAACAACAGAGUGCACGAGUUCGUUGCUGGAGACUCGUGGCAUCCGAGGAGCAAAGACAUCCAUAUGAUGCUCGAAGAGAUGAAUGCGUGGGUGAAGGCUCAAGGGUACACCCCUCGGACGGACACUGUGUUGCAUGAUCUAGGGGAGGAAGAGAAGGAGAAGUCCCUUGGUGUACACAGCGAGAAACUGGCCAUGGCUUUUGGGCUCAUUAGUACUGAACCAGGAGCCACAAUAAGGAUCGUGAAGAACCUCAGGGUGUGUUCUGAUUGCCAUGAUGUGAUGAAGUUGGUCUCCAAGAUCACUCGUAGGGCGAUCGUAAUGAGAGACAGAAAUCGUUUUCACCAUUUCGACAAUGGCUCGUGCUCUUGCGGUGAUUAUUGGUGACUUUCCAUAUCCUUACAUUACAGAUCACAAGGCCAGAGCGCAGAGCACAGAGCACAA